CCAAAACUACCUGUGAGCAUGACGAGGCCCAGCAGAGUGAGCGAAGCUCUUGCAGGUGUCUCCAGCAGCCCUGAAGAGGUGGUGAAAAGGUACUUCCAGGAGCUGAAAACGCCCCCUGCUGAUGAGGACUGCAUCAUUUGCAUGGAAAAACUGACCACCCCUUCAGGCUACAGCGAUGCAUGCGACUGCAAGACAAUCAAGCCCAAGAGCGUGGGGAGACUGGCCAGGUGUGGCCAUGCUUUCCACCUGCUUUGCGUGCUAGCCAUGUACACCAGUGGGAACAAGGACGGCAGCCUCCAGUGCCCAUCUUGUAAAGCCAUCUACGGCGAGAAGACGGGCACUCAGCCCAGCGGGAGGAUGGGUUCUAAACUCCCAGACUCCCUUCCGGGCAACGAGGACUGUGGUUCGAUACAGAUUAAGCGCAUCACAUCAGCAGCGCAUUCAGGGGUCGAGCAUCCAAACCCGGCAUGCCGCAUAAUGUUAGGGCUUCCACGUUGCUACCUGUCGGAUAACCAAAAGGAAAAGGUGCUGGAGUCCUCCAGGUGGCUUGAAGAGGCUCUUCCGAUCUUCGCUACCAUCGCGCCCAGCACGACGGGAGAGAGCAACACUGUGGUGUGGAACGAGAUCCACCACAAGACAGAGAUGUCCUCCAACGCCUCAGGCCACGGCUACCCGGACCCCAACUACCUGGACAACGUGCUGGCUGAGCUUGCGGCUCAGGGAGUCACAGAGGACUGUUUGAGAUCCUGAACGUGCCCAGGCCCUGAUCUUGGAAGUGGCCAGUGACAGAUGCCGGAGCCUGUGUUCUCCUGGACCCGCGGGUUCUCAUCUCAAGGGUCCCUCCUGUCACUCUCGUUGCCUUAACUUUGUUUGCCCUUUUCUGAGCAAUAACACUGUCUCUGGGAUCAUCCCGCCUGGUUGUUGAGAAGGAGGGGUGUGUGUGUGUGUGUGUGUGUGUGUGUGUGUGUGUGUGUGUACACAUAUAAGAAUCUUUUUUUCUAUCUUUUUAAGGGCUCCUGCUUCUCACCCAUCUUGAAUGUACAUGAUGAAGCGUCCUCCCUCCUAUUGGAGGACAGCAU
Messenger RNA from Sphaerodactylus townsendi, 1079 nucleotides. RefSeq names its product probable E3 ubiquitin-protein ligase DTX2. Gene Ontology annotation, molecular function: metal ion binding; ubiquitin protein ligase activity. The record is from RefSeq and is a predicted model, not a curated record. NCBI's taxonomy places the organism in Eukaryota, Metazoa, Chordata, Lepidosauria, Squamata, Sphaerodactylidae. Gene Ontology annotation, biological process: Notch signaling pathway; protein ubiquitination. Gene Ontology annotation, cellular component: nucleoplasm.